AUGCAGCGUCACCGGUUCUUCACCCCCGAAGAGGUGGCGGCGCACAACACCGCGGCCGACUGCUGGGUCUCGUUUCUGGGCAAAGUGUGCGACCUGAGCCCGCUGAUGGUCCGCCACGAAGGUGAGGUGGGCCGGCUGUCCGCCAAGACCCGCUGGGUCCGGAUCCUCAACACGCUGACGGGCCAGCAGACGCCGCUGCAGGUGGGCCAGGUGUGCUCGGAGGAGACCCUGGAGGAGAUCCGCGGCCGCUACCUGCCCUACAACGGCCACGCCCACAGCUACACCUGGAAGCACGGCGGUGCGCCGCUAAACAUGGCCGCCACGCUCAGCCAGAACAGCGUCCCGGACCAGGAGGGCGAGCUGGACCAGCUCCGGCUGGACCGGGACCUGGAGGUCCCCGCCAUCCUGCUGCACUUCAAUGACGACCUGACCGAGGGCUGACCGG
Menidia menidia (Atlantic silverside) is the source of this 445-nucleotide messenger RNA. Lineage: Eukaryota; Metazoa; Chordata; Actinopteri; Atheriniformes; Atherinopsidae. The record is from the annotation of a GenBank genome assembly.